UGUUUGGGUGUUCGGUCUUCCCAACCCGAACCUUCCUUUCCCUUCCCCCUUCUAACCCCCGCCCCUUCUUCGUUAACGGCACGGUGCGUGCUCCCGAGCCACCCAGUCGCAGGGCUGUUCUCCCUACCGGAAGCCAACUGGACACCUGACCCUCCCCCUCCUGGGAGCCCCCAAAAGGACAUCCCGGCUGCCCCUCCCAGCAGGAUGGCCGGACCCAGUGCCACUCGGGCUAAGAAGAGGAAGCCCAAUUUCUGUCCUCAGGAAACAGAAGUGCUGGUGUCCAAAGUCACCAAGCACCACCAGCUUCUCUUUGGGACAGGGCUGCUGAAGGCCGAGCCAGCCCGCAAGUACCGAGUCUGGAGCCGCAUCUUGCAAGCAGUGAAUGCUUUGGGUUAUUGCCGUCGGGACAUCGUGGAUCUGAAACACAAAUGGCGGGACCUACGGGCUGUGGUGCGGAGGAAGCUGGGGGACCUGCACAAAUCGGCCCAUGGCUCUGGCUCGGGCAAGCCCCAGGCCCUGGCACUCACCCCUGUUGAGCAGGUGGUGGCCAAGACCUUCUCCUGCCAAGCUGGACCAGCGGAGGGCUGCAGCCUUGAGGCUCAGAAGGCCACCCAGAUCGAUCCCACGAACCUCCAGGAGCUGUUCCAGGAGACAUCAGCAAAUGUCUUUCGAAUCAACUCCAAUGUGAUGUCUUUGGAACAGAACCUCCGCUCUCUGGGAACUGCAGGGGACACCCUGGAGCUGCGCAAUGGCCUGCAUACAUCACAGCAAGAGACCAAUAAAACCAUCGGUGCCAGCGUCAGUACCAUCAAGCAGCUGUCAGAGCUCAUGCGGAGCUUGUCUCAGCAAGAAAGCCUUCAGCUAGACCGACUAAGGAAUCAGUUGUUGGAUGUCCUCCAACGCUAUGGAGCAGUCCAGAAGAAAAUAACGGAGAAGUUCAAGACCUCCCAUCCCCUGGUGGCCACAGCUGGAGCGCAGAGGAGCAGAAGGCAGCAGCAGCAGCAGAGUCCCCGGACCACCUUUGCAGACCUGAGCGACGAGAAGAUCUUUAAUGGGGGUGACAGUUUGUGGCAGAAUCAGGAUCAGACCCUGCUCCCAGAGAUUACUGAUGAGGACCUGGAUACCCUCAGGCAUCAGGAGGAAACCAUUCAGCAGAAAGAGAAUGACAUGCUGGAUGUGAACCAGAUCAUCAAGGACCUGACUUCUUUGAUUCCUGAGCAAGGAGACGUGCUUGGAUCCACUAUCAACAUGUUAACAUGCAAGAGAAGCCCCAGUCCAGAGCCUGCAGUGGCUACCCCUUUAUCAGGGGAUGGGCCUGGUUCCACUCCUCCACAGCCAGGCCCUCACUCACGUACCAAGACCCGAAAACCAAACUUUAGUCCCCAAGAGACAGAGGUACUGGUGCAGAAGGUCACGCGACAUUACCAGCUGCUUUUUGGGGCACUCCGGGGCACACCAGCCAAGAAACACCGUGUAUGGAACAAGAUCCUCCAAGCCGUCAAUAAUCUGGGAUACUGCCGGCGGGACAUGGGUGACUUAAAACACAAGUGGCGGGACCUUCGGGGUGUCGUGAGGAAAAAGCUUGGGGAACAGCAGAGAGUCGCCACUGAAGGCGGGCAGGCCCAGGCUCUCGUCCUCACCCCAGUAGAACGCAUGGUAGCCGAGACCUUCUCUGCCCAUAGCAUCCAAGAUGAAAGACAAGGGGCCGAGUCCUUGCCAACUGAUGAAGAGGAGGAAGCGUCCAACUGCCUCUGGAUGCCCUUGCGGACUCUGGAACCCCCAAGCCUGGCAGAAGCUGACCCUCUGGACCUUCGGGGUGUCCUGCCCACCUCGGCCUCCUCUCCCUCUCCUCCCCCCUCUCCUGGGGCAGCCCCUCUGGGGGUCUCCUAUGGCGGUGGGGGCUGGAGGCCUCCCUUGCAGGGCUCUGCGCUGCUGGUACCGCCCACCAGCAGGCCCAAAGCCGACGCCUCAGAGUUCGAGCAGCAGCUGAUGGAAGCCCAUCUCCAGCAGGGAGCUCUCCUCUCUUCCUGGUACCAGCAGCAGAGCUCCCUGAUGACUCAACAGAAUCUGCUGUUGGAGCGUUUGGCAGAACAGAGCCAGCGGCUGGCCGAUGGGGUGGAGGCCCUCAACCGGACCCUUGAAAAGCUUGUGGAAGCCCGCCCUCUGGCUCAUGAGGUAGCCCACCUCAUCCAGGACAGCCCCCUGGCCGCCGGCAGUGCUCGCCUGCCCUCCCGAGUGCCAGUGGGGGACUCUGGCGGCCCCUCCCCGGGACUUGAUGUCUUCUCAGGGAUGAUCUUGAAAGUGGAGGAGGAAAUUUAGAAGUACCUCACUGGUAGGGAGGCAGCCUACAGAAAACCACAGAAAAAGCUGUUUAUGAUGAUCUUGAAGGCUCAGAAGGAAAUCUAAGACAAGGAUUCGUUGUCCGCUCCUGCUGUCGCAAUUGUUCAAGUGGGGCAUGGUCUGGGAGAGGGAAGCCAAGAAGCCAACUAGGAGAAAAAAAGAGACCUUCUCAGGGGCAAAAUGACAGAAGAUUUCUGAGGGAAGAGCUUGCCUUCCUGUUACCCCAGGCUGCUUCCCAGCAUUUCUAAUGGGGGUGAUAGAGAUGAGGGGAAUCAGUCUGAAGAAUGCUGCCCAGAGCAAGGUCUUCUCAGGGAAGAUGGACCAGAAAGCUAAGUCAAGGACACCUAUUGCCUCACUUGCUAUUCUAAGCUGAGCAGAUCACACAGGAAGCAAAUCCCAGAGUCCAGAGGAGAAAAGGCAGGAGAGGGAAGGAACAUCCCCCUGGGAAAUCAUGGAGCCAGUUAGGUGGGUGCCUAUAGAUGUCUGAAGCCUGGGCCUGAGAUUCGAACUCUCGUCCUAGUUUUCUUGGUGGACACACUCUGAGCAACAGUGGGGGUGUCCCUGACCAGAAGUGGUGGGCAGCCCCUCCCCAGCUCAAGGCCCGUUAUUCGCCCUGCUCCCUGGGGUUCUGGCCAGAGCAGAAGAGACUCCACUCCCAGGAGAAUUUCUGUCCCUAGAUCUGUUUUUAUAUCUCCAUUUUAAGCACAGCUAAUAUGAUCUCUGGUCCUUGGUGCUGCCUGGAGAGAUUGGCAGCUACUUUGUACCUCUUGGUUUUUAUUGAUAUUAAGGUAUUUUUCUUAUGAAAGCAUAAAGCAUUUUUAAAAAAAAGAAUGAUGGUGAUGGUAAUGAUUAUAACUACAAAUAAAAUGAAGAA
Sarcophilus harrisii (Tasmanian devil) is the source of this 3214-nucleotide messenger RNA. It is a transcript of the gene TSNARE1, whose product is annotated as t-SNARE domain containing 1. The record is from RefSeq and is a predicted model, not a curated record. Gene Ontology annotation, biological process: vesicle-mediated transport. Lineage: Eukaryota; Metazoa; Chordata; Mammalia; Dasyuromorphia; Dasyuridae. Gene Ontology annotation, cellular component: nucleus; membrane.